AUGUUAGGUGAAUAUUGUGAAUUACGAUUACCUAUACAUUAUGAAUUACAGUGGUUAAUUGCUUAUAUAUCACUUGCAUUUGUUGGAUUAUUUUAUGCAAUAUUUGGUUAUCGUUUAUGGCGUUUAACAAUGUUUAUAACAUCAUUUAGUCUUGGUACACUUCUUCUUUAUAUUAUUCUAUCAACACAACCAACCAUGACUGAACCACAAUUAAUUGGUGUAUCUUGUUCAAUUGCAUUAUUAUUUGGUUUAAUAAAUAUAUUAUUACAAUAUGUUGGAUUAUUUAUUAAUGGUUUUACGUUUGGUUUAAUACUUUCAAUAAUUACAUUUAUUAUUUGGGAUAUAAAACAUCGUGCUAAUGGUAUUACAACAUCAUUCUGGUUAAUUAUUGGUCUUAUUUUAAUGUUAGGUCUAUUAUGUGCUAUAUUAACAUUACGUUUUCAAAAAUUUAUGCUUAUUAUCACAUCAUCAUGUUUAGGUGGAGUUUGUCAUGUACUUGUAUUAGAUUAUUUCCUUCAAUUAUCUAUUUUACUUCGUUUUAUACAUAAACGUCUUUUAUUUGAAUUAACAUCGACAUUAUGUAUUCGUCAUUGGAUUAUUGUAUUUAUAUUACCGAUUGUUAUGUUAUUUGGUAUUGUUAUACAAUAUUCAUGUACAGGGAAAGAUUAUGAUCAUCGAGAUUCAUGGCAUAGAGUUAUUAGUGCUGGUAAAAAACGAUAUAAAUCAGCAAAUUUAAAUAAAAUUCGUCGACAUUAUGAACAAGAUACACUUCGAAAACAGAUUAUUCCUGAUGAAAGUAAUCGUUUUAGAUAUUUGUAUCAAAUACGACGAGCAAAUGGUGAUGCACUAUCAUCGGACUUCAUACAAAACGUACGACAACAAAGUUCAACUGUGGUACGCAUGACUAACAAUAACAAUAAUAAUAAUAAUAAUAAUAAUAAUCCGAGUUCAAUAAAUACAACUGGAAAAGCAUCAACAAGAAAAGAUACCGACAGUACAACAACAACAUUAACUCAUUUAAUCUAA
This is a messenger RNA of Adineta steineri, 1026 nucleotides long. The record is from the annotation of a GenBank genome assembly. Lineage: Eukaryota; Metazoa; Rotifera; Eurotatoria; Adinetida; Adinetidae.